Molecule: messenger RNA, 873 nt
Organism: Penicillium manginii
Lineage: Eukaryota; Fungi; Ascomycota; Eurotiomycetes; Eurotiales; Aspergillaceae
Product: enoyl-CoA hydratase/isomerase family protein
Exons: 2
Coding region: 1-873 (290 amino acids)
Biological process (GO): fatty acid beta-oxidation
Cellular component (GO): mitochondrion
Molecular function (GO): enoyl-CoA hydratase activity
Source: RefSeq, a predicted model, not a curated record
AUGCCCGGGUUCGCAACACCUCCCCCAAACCCGCAGCACGCCCUCCUCUCCUUUCCGGCACCGCACGUCCUCCUCGUCACACUCAACAGACCACGCGACCUCAACUGCAUCAAUGCGCAAGGCCAUGCCGAUCUGCACGAAGUAUGGGAGUGGAUGGACGAAGAGCCCAGCCUCCGCGUUGGCGUUCUGACCGGCAAAGGAAGGGCCUUCUGCGCUGGCGCUGACCUGAAAGAAUGGAACACCCAAGCCAGCAGCACCACCCAGAAAAAAGCCCCCCAACCCCCUUCAGGCUUCGGCGGCGUCUCCCGCCGAAAAGGCAAAAAGCCACUCAUCUGCGCCGUCAACGGCCUCUGCUUCGGCGGCGGCACUGAAAUGAUCAUCAACGUGGACAUCGUAAUCGCCGCCUCACGGGCUGUCAUCGGUUUACCAGAAGUAAAGCGCGGCGUGGUUGCGCUCGCGGGGGCCCUACCGCGUCUCGUGCGGACUGUGGGCAGGCAGCGGGCGAUGGAGAUGGCUUUGACGGGGCGGGCGUUAUCGGCUGUCGAGGCUGAGCGGUGGGGACUGGUGAAUUCAGUGGUUGAGGUUCCUGAUAUCAGUCGGGGUAAGGAUGAGGGGGAGAAUGAGGAGGCUUCGAGACUUGUGUUAGAUAGGGCUUUAGGGCUUGCGGUGGAGAUUGCGGGGAAUAGUCCUGAUGCGGUGCUGGUUACUCGGGAGGGGGUUAAGUUGGGGUGGGAGGGGAUUGGGGCGGAUGAGGCGACGGGGAUGUUGGGGGAGACUUGGGGGAAGAGGCUUGCUGAGGGUGAGAAUAUUAAGGAAGGGUUGCGGGCGUUUGUGGAGAAGAGGGCGCCUGUUUGGAAGGAUAGCAAGUUGUAG